Rattus norvegicus (Norway rat) is the source of this 4847-nucleotide messenger RNA. RefSeq names its product LIM domain binding 3 (gene Ldb3). The coding region runs from base 80 to 2260 and encodes 726 amino acids. Lineage: Eukaryota; Metazoa; Chordata; Mammalia; Rodentia; Muridae. The transcript has 14 exons. Gene Ontology annotation, cellular component: Z disc. The record is from RefSeq and is marked validated.
AGCUAUUCUUAGGAGCUCUGCACAGCCUGACCAGGCAGCAAGGAACACAGCAGAGGAAGCCACCGCUGUCGGCACCAGUAUGUCUUACAGUGUGACUCUGACUGGGCCUGGGCCCUGGGGCUUCCGUCUGCAGGGAGGCAAGGACUUCAAUAUGCCCCUCACUAUCUCCCGGAUCACCCCAGGCAGCAAGGCGGCCCAGUCCCAGCUCAGUCAAGGAGAUCUUGUGGUGGCCAUUGAUGGAGUCAACACAGACACCAUGACCCACCUGGAGGCCCAGAACAAGAUCAAGUCGGCCAGCUACAACCUGAGCCUCACUCUGCAGAAGUCCAAGCGUCCUAUCCCCAUCUCCACGACAGCACCCCCUAUCCAGUCCCCAUUGCCAGUGAUCCCCCACCAAAAGGACCCUUCUCUGGACACGAACAGCAGCCUGGCGACUCCCAGCCCCAGCCCUGAGGCGAGGGCCAGCCCAGGCACCUCAGGCACCCUGGAGUUCGGGGACACCUUUAGCUCUUCCUUCUCCCAGACCUCUGUCUGCACCUCACACAUGGAGGCCUCGGGGCCUGUCCUUCCUCUGGGCAGCCCAGUGGCCAAGGCCAGCUCAGAGGGUACCCAGGGCUCAGUCAGCCCCAAAGUUCUGCCAGGCCCCAGCCAACCAAGGCUAUAUAACAACCCCAUUGGCCUGUACUCAGCAGAGACCCUGAGGGAGAUGGCUCAGAUGUAUCAGAUGAGCCUCCGAGGGAAGGCCUCAGGUGCUGGACUCCUAGGAGGGAGCCUCCCUGUGAAAGACCUGGCGGUGGACAGCGCCUCUCCCGUGUACCAGGCUGUGAUCAAAACCCAAAGCAAGCCAGAAGAUGAGGCUGAUGAGUGGGCCCGCCGGUCCUCCAACCUGCAGUCUCGUUCCUUCCGAAUCUUGGCCCAGAUGACCGGGACAGAAUACAUGCAAGACCCUGAUGAGGAAGCUCUGCGAAGGUCAAGCACCCCUAUUGAGCAUGCUCCAGUGUGCACAAGCCAGGCCACUUCCCCGCUGCUGCCUGCUUCUGCCCCGUCGCCUGCUGCUGCCUCUCCCAUUGCGGCCUCGCCAACCCUGGCCACAGCUGCUGCCGCCCAUGCUGUUGCUGCCUCCGCUGCAGGCCCUGCCUCAAGCCCCGUGGAGAAUCCGAGGCCACAGGCUUCUGCUUACAGCCCUGCAGCAGCCACUUCUCCAGCACCUGCUGCCCAUACCAGCUACAGUGAAGGUCCAGCUGCCCCUGCACCCAAGCCUCGGGUUGUAACCACUGCCAGCAUCCGGCCUUCGGUCUACCAGCCAGUGCCUGCAUCUCCCUACAGCCCAUCUCCAGGAGCCAAUUAUAGUCCGACUCCCUAUACUCCUUCACCAGCUCCUGCUUACACCCCCUCACCUGCUCCCACCUAUACCCCCUCACCUGCACCCACCUACUCCCCCUCUCCUGCACCAGCUUAUACCCCAUCACCUGCCCCAAACUAUAACCCUACACCAUCAGCUGCCUACAGUGGGGGCCCUUCAGAAUCUGCCAGCCGCCCACCCUGGGUGACCGACGACAGCUUCUCUCAGAAGUUUGCUCCCGGAAAGAGCACCACCUCUGUCAGCAAGCAGACCCUGCCCAGGGGGGCUCCAGCCUACAACCCAACAGGCCCACAAGUGACUCCUCUUGCCAGGGGCACCUUCCAGAGAGCUGAGCGCUUCCCAGCAAGCAGCCGGACUCCCCUCUGUGGGCACUGUAACAAUGUCAUCAGGGGUCCUUUUCUGGUAGCCAUGGGCCGCUCUUGGCACCCAGAAGAGUUCAAUUGUGCCUACUGCAAGACCUCCCUAGCAGACGUGUGCUUUGUGGAGGAGCAGAACAAUGUUUACUGUGAGCGGUGUUACGAGCAGUUUUUUGCCCCGAUCUGUGCCAAGUGUAACACCAAGAUCAUGGGGGAAGUGAUGCACGCGCUGCGACAGACCUGGCAUACCACCUGCUUCAUCUGCGCCGCCUGUAAGAAGCCUUUUGGGAACAGCCUCUUCCACAUGGAGGAUGGAGAGCCAUACUGUGAGAAAGACUACAUCAACCUGUUCAGCACGAAGUGUCAUGGAUGUGAUUUCCCUGUGGAAGCUGGUGACAAGUUUAUCGAGGCAUUGGGGCACACCUGGCACGACACCUGCUUCAUUUGUGCGGUCUGCCACGUGAAUCUGGAGGGGCAGCCAUUCUACUCCAAGAAAGACAAACCGCUGUGCAAGAAGCACGCGCAUGCCAUCAACGUGUAGGAGCCUAGAGUGGCUGGUGUGGGCCAAGCCCAGGCUGCUCCUGCUACUGAUAAGGAAGGAGUCAAAGAAGCUGAUGAUUCUUCUGGGGGGAAAGAGGGACGAGAGGAAAUGAUCGAGCCCUUUUGAAGUCUAACUUUAUUCUUUUCUUGUACACACAGAAUGUGUAUUAUUUUAGUUCAGACUAGAAGCCAAAAGAAGAUUCUAAACCCAGCUAGUAAUUAAUCCACGGCUGGAAUUGGACUUCAGAUUUGUUUUGGGAAAUGGCUCCAAGAAUCCAACAGUGAAAAAGAAAAAAAAAGUUCAAAAAUCAUAGUCUCCCUGGCCAUGUGAGUUGCCAGUGUGGGGAUGGAGCUCUGGGCAGUUAUGGAGUCUCUAAAGCAUGCGGCGGAGUUCCAGAGAGACCCUUGGCAAGCACAGUGAUAUGCCAAACAGUAUUUGCUGUGCGGAUAUUUUUAGAGCCGGCACUAAGAGCUCCUUAGCUAAGACCCAUUGGACUUUCCUCACCAAAAAAGGAAGAGUUGUUCCAUUAGCAUCACAGAGUUACCUCUGUGCACCAGACUUCAGAUGUUGAAUGAACUUGAAACUCGUAAGGGGAGCUCAGACGCCUGAAGCAAUGGCGGGCCACCACAGGGCAAGUGAAAACAAGCGAGACCUCCAGAGAGGUCUUAGGCUCAUGCCCCCAGCAGCUGAGGAAAGAUGAGAUUUCUCUGCCUCUCCCCCUCUUUCCAUCCUCUGAAACAUCUAACGUCCCUGGAAGGCUUUGCUCCUUUUGAAUUGUUAAGGCAAAGUGAAACUUGGGUUUCUCCAGUUUUGCUUUACAAUGUAUCAGAAGAGGUUUGAAAAAGGCAGGGUUGGGUGUAGCCUUUGUUUGGCUUGAAGAGGGUCCUUUCUGCGCAUGAGCGUUCUGUGCAUGUAUUUCACCCCCCUACCCACAACGGCUCAGGUACAUUUUCCUCAGCCCCACCCUCAAACAGGCUCAGUGGGAAAGAGAGAGAGACAGUGUCAAACACAGGAUGGUAGAACAGGCUCACCUGCUCAUGGGGAGAGGACUUCCGAGCUAUCCUCAGGAAGAAGGCAGGAAGACCCUCCCACCUCCAGGGCUGCACCGUCCUCCUUACCUGUAAUUUAAGUGCAGCAUACCAAGUAUAUAGUCAUGCUGACUGCUGCAAGGAGAAAAAGGUGCCUUUGCCAUUUGGGCCAAUAUUUUGAAAAUAUUUGAAUGGAUUUAGAAUAUUUUUUGAAAUAGACCUGGCCUUCAGACUUUUUUUACAACACAGGUGACUCUUUUACAUAGACAUGGAGUUAGGUAAGCUUGGUAAAGCUAUUUAGAAGUAAAGAAAGUGGCUUCCUUUCUGGGUUCUGAGAUGGCACAUUUGCUUUCAUUUCUAGGAAGUGCUGUUAGGAUGGACGUUCAUUGAAAAUGGCAUCGAAGCAGGGUGUGUGUGUGUGUGUGUGUCUGUGUGUCUCACUGGAGCACAAUAUGUAGGCACUACCAACUCACUGCCCAUCUCUCCUUGGUCCUGCUUUGGAUUUUUCGCUUUGCACGUUUGAAAUGCUUUAUAGGAAUGUAUUCAAACUCUUCUUUUGAGAACUAAGGCUUCCAAGAGACCGUCACCCUGCUUGAGGGUCUCCCCUCCCUGGAAGACUCUGAGUUAGUCAAACAUUGUGUAGCAGGAAGUCCACAGUUUGGAAUCACCAAUCCCACCCAGGCAGCACCAGGGAAGGUCAGAACUGUGCUCCCACCAAACAGCUCUUCUUUACUUUAUGCAAAGCUCCAGACUGAGUAAAUUCUGCUGGGACAGCCUGGAGAUUUGUCCAGACAUGCAGAACAGUACCUUGCGUAGUCUGUUAUUUUUGGAAAGUUCAAAUAUUCAGGGACAAGGAGCUUGCUGACGAAACAGAGGGCUUCUAAGCAGUUGAUUAAAAAAAAAAACAAUUAUCUAUUAAAUGAUUAGGAAUUGAUCGUAAGGAAGGGAAAUAAAAGUCUCUACCAUUACAUUUCCAAAACAUAUUUUUAAAGGUUUUCUACAUGAUCACAGGCACUGCUCCUGUGUAAUCGUUAUCGUUUUCUGUAGGAUCCUUAAGAAGAAAAUCAAAAUAUCCCAAAGGAAAGCAUCAGCAUUAUUCUAUAUUAGUUUUAAAAAUAUUUAAUAGUUCACAAAUGUUUUUAAAUGACUCUUAUUUUUUAAGUACAAAACGAUUUUUAGAGGCUGGGUAUAAUCCAGGGGUACGGAGUUUCCCUAGAAUUUAGAGUUCUUUAGCUUUGGUCUCCCAGCACUGCCAAAAACCAAUAUAAAGGUAGCAGAAAGAAGCUAGUCUCAAGAGUGGUCCACAGGUUGAGCGUGCACAGUGUUAAGAUUAAGGCUGUAUGGUGAUCGGUUAACAUCACAUCUUUCCUGUGGCAGCAAACAGCUUGUACUAGUGCACAGGAGGAAUACAGUUUGUCUUGUCUUCUUAUUCUUGGCAUUACUCCAACAUACUGAAAAGCACUCACCUUCUGAGUAGAAUGGCUUGUAUUGGCAGCGUUUGUGUUAGCAAUGUAGCCUUUGUAAUGUGACCUUUUCAACCCAAGUAUUCUGGGGUUGGG